This is a messenger RNA of Bactrocera latifrons, 1378 nucleotides long. RefSeq lists its product as uncharacterized. The record is from RefSeq and is a predicted model, not a curated record. The transcript is spliced from 2 exons. The coding region runs from base 19 to 1062 and encodes 347 amino acids. NCBI's taxonomy places the organism in Eukaryota, Metazoa, Arthropoda, Insecta, Diptera, Tephritidae.
ACUUCUUACAAACUACGAAUGACGUUUACACCAUCACCAGUACGCCGCCUCUUCGCUGYUUCGGCGCUGCUAUUGCUYUKCAGCCACGUCAAUGCCGACGGUUAUCAUUAUGGACCACCGACGGCACCAUCAGCACCGGCACGYCCACCCAGUAAUUCGGGUCAUUACUUUGGACCUAUACCAACUAUAGCGCCACUACCACCGAUACCAGCUCUGCCAGCACUACCCACUGGCCGGCCGCGCGUACAGCAUUUCCUGCCAGGUCCGCCUCCCMCACGCACGCAAACGCAAACAAUCGUKCAAGUGCAUCCCGGMUCAUCUGCGGCACCACGUCCAGCAACGCCUCAACAAUUACCUCCGUCCGGCCCUUACAAUUCGUUCGGUGGUAACUUCGGUGAGCGCUUACCAGCACAACCAACCCAAGGUGGUGGCUAUCAUUAUGGACCUCCUACCGCAUUAACGCCCUCGGCACCAUCCGGCCCUGGUGGUUUCCCACAGGGUCCACUCCAACCACAACCUGUACGUGUGCCAUUCGGUCAACAACCGAUUUACAAAAUUGGUAAUGAUCUCGGUCCCGACGAUGAUUUCUAUGUGGUCAACGGACGUCAGUUGAAGCAAUACGCCGUGGUGGAAUUUGUCGACAACGAUAUCUCACAGGACACCAAACCGUUCCUCACACAAUCGUUUGUGAAUAAUUACCGCGCAUUCGUGGGCGCUUCUGGCACCGGCGCUAUUGCACCAUUACCCUCGGCCAUGCAAUUGGAUUCCRCAGCAAAUGCGAUUUURCGUGAGCAGCAACGUCUCGCCUUCAGAGGUGCCACCGCACGUGGUGACACGAUCGCUUUAGGUUCGGGCGGCAUCGGUUACGUGCGUCUGCCCGAUGGCAGCAUAACUUUAGGUUCGGGCUCGCUAAACUUCGUAACUGGCCAACAACAUUUGUCCGAGCUGCGGAAUGCGCGUACACGCUCCGAGUCACAACGCGAUCCACUACAUUUCGGUCAUGGCCCAUUGGAGGAUCCUGCUAUACAAGUGAACGGAGUGCUAAAUAAUGGCUUCUUUUGAGASGUGUUGCCUUAAGUACAUAUUUGUUUCAUGUCACUCACUCGCUUCUUUCUAAGAAAUUUAMAAUUUAUUUUUUAUGAUUUUUUGUUUAAACGCUGAUUUUGUUCUCUUUUGUAAAAUAUUGCUGCCAACUUUAGUUUUAAGUUAUUGAAGAGGAAUAAGCAAGUUGAAAUAACUGUAUAUAUGUAAAUUUGCAUAAAUAUUUUGUAUUUGCAAUGCAUAUUCGACUUAGUUGACCUACGAAGCUUAUGUACACACCAAUGUAUAUAUACAUACUACUUGCCUAUAUUAAAAUAAAGAAAUAAUAUUUAAUAAA